Pan troglodytes (chimpanzee) is the source of this 2464-nucleotide messenger RNA. It is a transcript of the gene CALR3, whose product is annotated as calreticulin 3. Bases 265 to 1419 code for a protein of 384 amino acids. The record is from RefSeq and is a predicted model, not a curated record. The transcript is spliced from 10 exons. Gene Ontology annotation, cellular component: endoplasmic reticulum; endoplasmic reticulum membrane. Gene Ontology annotation, molecular function: calcium ion binding. NCBI's taxonomy places the organism in Eukaryota, Metazoa, Chordata, Mammalia, Primates, Hominidae. Gene Ontology annotation, biological process: ERAD pathway; protein folding.
AGAGCCAGAGCAGAAGAGACUACAUCUCCCGGGAAGCACCGCGCCCCGCAGACCAAUGGCGCCCCGAAUCACAAUCGCGGGGUGUCAUGGGAGCGGUAGUUCCGGGGCGGGCCCAACGUGCCCCGCGCCGCAGCGACCAAUGGGACCCUCAGGUCAUAAUCGCGAGUUGUGACGGGAGUUGUAGUUUCGGGACGCGCCUGAAGAGCCGCAGAGAGAGCUGGGAGCUAAGGGGUGGCGGCGACCGGAAGCGCAGUGCACGCCCCCAUGACCCGGGCUUUGGUCCAGCUGUGGGCCAUAUGCGUGCUGCGAGUGGCGCUGGCUACCGUCUAUUUCCAAGAGGAAUUUCUAGACGGAGAGCAUUGGAGAAACCGAUGGUUGCAGUCCACCAAUGACUCCCGAUUUGGGCAUUUUAGACUUUCGUCGGGGAAGUUUUAUGGUCAUAAAGAGAAAGAUAAAGGUCUGCAAACCACUCAGAAUGGCCGAUUCUAUGCCAUCUCUGCACGCUUCAAACCGUUCAGCAAUAAAGGGAAAACUCUGGUCAUUCAGUACACAGUAAAACAUGAGCAGAAGAUGGACUGUGGAGGGGGCUACAUUAAGGUCUUUCCUGCAGACAUUGACCAGAAGAACCUGAAUGGAAAAUCGCAGUACUAUAUUAUGUUUGGACCCGAUAUUUGUGGAUUUGAUAUCAAGAAAGUUCAUGUUAUUUUACAUUUCAAGAAUAAGUAUCACGAAAACAAGAAACUGAUCAGGUGUAAGGUUGAUGGCUUCACACACCUCUACACUCUAAUUUUAAGACCAGAUCUUUCUUACGAUGUGAAAAUUGAUGGUCAGUCAAUUGAAUCCGGCAGCAUAGAGUACGACUGGAACUUAACAUCACUCAAGAAGGAAACGUCCCCGGCAGAAUCGAAGGAUUGGGAACAGACUAAAGACAACAAAGCCCAGGACUGGGAGAAGCAUUUUCUGGACGCCAGCACCAGCAAGCAGAGCGACUGGAACGGUGAGCUGGAUGGGGACUGGCCAGCGCCGAUGCUCCAGAAGCCCCCGUACCAGGAUAGCCUGAAACCCGAAGGUAUUCAUAAAGACGUCUGGCUCCACCGUAAGAUGAAGAAUACUGACUAUUUGACGCAGUAUGACCUCUCAGAAUUUGAGAACAUUGGUGCCAUUGGCCUGGAGCUUUGGCAGGUGAGAUCUGGAACCAUUUUUGAUAACUUUCUGAUCACAGAUGAUGAAGAGUAUGCAGAUAAUUUUGGCAAGGCCACCUGGGGCGAAACCAAGGGUCCAGAAAGGGAGAUGGAUGCCAUACAGGCCAAGGAGGAAAUGAAGAAGGCCCGCGAGGAAGAGGAGGAAGAGCUGCUGUCGGGAAAAAUUAACAGGCACAAACAUUACUUCAAUCAAUUUCACAGAAGGAAUGAACUUUAGUGAUCCCCAUUGGAUAUAAGGAUGACUGGUGAAUGGUGGCUGAAUGAAUCAUAAAGCAUGCAGUGCUCAUCUGAGCGGCAGGAGGCACCCUGAAUCACUGAAGAUGCUGGAGCAGCUGCUUGUGAAACACCAGAUAGGAGGAGAUGGACAGGAGGCUGUGUCCCCACCCCUGAGAUUGCUGACCUUCUGACUUGCUUGCUGGGAACUGGUGCCAGGCCAGACACACUGUGCCACCAUCAUAGGAUGCCUGGUAAGGGGAGGCCAACCUUCCCUGAAGAAACCUUGUGUUGCUAUGGUCAAGUUGCCUGAUCGGACUUCCUUCUUCACUCUGUUUAUAGAAAUUGGCCCUGGAGGCGUACAUGUUGGGUGCCCAUAGCCAAUGGAAGGCAAUGUAUAUUUAUUUUUAUUUUAUUUAUUUUAUUUUUUGAGACGGGGUCUCGCUGUGUCACCCAGGCUGGAGCAUUUGAAUAAAUAAAUGCCCUGUAAUCCCAGCACUUUGGGAGGCCAAGGCAGGCAGACUGCUUGAGGUCAGGAGUUCAAGACCAGCCUGGCCAACAUGGUGGAACCCCAUCUCUAUUACAAAUACAAAAAUUUGGCCAGGCGAGGUGGCUCACAUCUGUAAUCCCAGCACUUUGGGAGGCUGAGGCAGGCGGAUCACCUGAGGUCAGGAGUUUGAGACCAGCCUGGCCAACAUGGUGAAACCCUGUCUCUACUAAAAAUACAAAAAUUAGCCAGGCGUGUUGGCAGGCGCCUGUAAUCCCAGCUACUAGGGAGGCUGAGAGAGGAGAAUUCCUUGAACCUGGGAGGUGGAGGUUGCAGUGAGUGGAAAUCAUGUCAUUGCAUUCUAGCCUGGGCGACAGAGCAAGACUCCGUCUCAAAAAUAAAACAAAAAUACAAAUACAAAAAUUAGCCAGGCAUGGUGGCGCCUGCCUGUAAUACCAGCUACUCAGGAGGCUGAGGUAUGAGAUCACCUGAACCUGAGAGGCGAGGUUGCGGUGAGCCGAGAUCGUGCCACUGCACUCCAGCCUGGAUGACAGAGUGAGAC